CCUCUCCGAGCUCGUCCUUAAACCCUAGCCACAAACCCUAAUAAAGGAAUGACGACGAAUUCGAUCGACAAACACAACCCGAAGGAGGAGGAAGAAGAUGAAGAAGUGAGCUUCGAAGAGCUCGGCCUCGAUCCCCGAUUGAUCCGCGCUCUCUCCAAGCAAUGCAUCACCAAACCCACUCCCAUUCAGCGCGAGGGCAUCCCCUUGAUCCUAGAAGGUAAAGAUGUUGUUGCUCGAGCAAAGACGGGUUCAGGGAAAACAUUUGCCUAUCUUCUACCGAUGCUUCAGAAGCUAUUUGCUGAUACUGGUUCUAGAAAUGCUGCUCCGAAGGUGUUUAUCCUCGUCCCCACAAGAGAGCUCUGUCAACAGGUUCAUCGGGAGUCGCAUUCGCUUCUCGAGUUCUGCAGAGUUCAGCUGCAAGUUGUGCAGCUGACAAGCAGUAUGCAAGCUCCAGAAAUGACUGCGGCAUUAUCAGGGCCACCGGACGUUGUGGUGUCAACCCCAGCUUGCAUUUCGUCGUGCUUAUCGAAAGGUAUUCUUCAGGCAUCAUCCAUUACGGAGUCACUUUCGAUGCUGGUUCUUGAUGAGGCUGACCUCCUUUUGUCAUAUGGCUAUGAGGAUGACCUGAAGGUUCUCAUCCCCCAUGUUCCACGACGCUGUCAAUGCCUUCUAAUGUCUGCUACCACAAGUUCGGAUGUUGAAAAAUUGAAGAAGCUUGUGUUGCAUAAUCCAGUAAUUUUGACCCUGUCAGAAAUAAAAGACUCCAAGGAUGAAAUUAUCCCAAAAAAUGUGCAGCAGUUUUGGAUCUCAUGCAGUGCUCGUGAUAAGCUACUUUACAUCCUUACUCUCUUGAAACACGAGCUUGUUCAGAAAAAAGUGAUAAUAUUUGUCAAUUCGAUUGACAUGGGUUUUAGAUUGAAGCUAUUUCUUGAACAGUUUGGGAUAAGAUCUGCUGUCUUGAAUGCUGAAUUGCCCCAGAAUUCACGUCUUCAUAUUCUCGAGGAAUUCAAUGCAGGAUUAUUUGAUUAUCUACUAGCAACAGACGACAACCAGAUCAGAGAGAAGGAAAAAGAAGUCAAGGAAAGUCACAUCCAACCAAAACAUUCAAAAAAGCACCUGAGGCAAAAAUUGGAUGCAGAAUUCGGGGUAGUGAGAGGAAUCGACUUCAAGAACGUUUUUACAGUUAUUAAUCUUGACAUGCCGAAAGACCCUGCAGGAUAUAUACACAGGAUUGGGCGUACGGGGAGAGCGCAUAACAUAGGUGCCUCUGUCUCUCUUGUUGCUCCUUCGGAGGAAGAAGUUUUCAAAGAAAUUAAACUCUUACUGGGAGAUGAUGAAAACCAAGAUACGUCAAGAUCUAUUGUGCCUUUCCCCUUAUUGACUAAGAAUGCUGUGGAGAAUUUGCGAUAUAGAGCUGAGGACGUUGCUAAAAGUGUAACAAAAAUUGCAGUCAAAGAAUCACGUGCUCAGGAUCUAAGGAACGAAAUACUAAAUUCGGAGAAGUUGAAGUCACAUUUUCAAGAUAACCCGAAGGACUUAGAUCUAUUGAAGCAUGACAAGCUGUUGAGCAAGAAGGCACCACCUGGUCAUUUGCGUGAUGUUCCAGAAUAUCUUGUCGACCCUAAAGUACAAGAGAACACCAAGAUGGUUAAGCUUUCCAGAGCAGCAAUGGGUAUCAAGUCAAGACGAAAUACUGGGGUCAAGAAGAGAUCUCGCAAGAAUAGAGAUCCUCUCAAGACUCUCUCCAUGGAGGGAAAGAAAAAGAGAAGAACAGAUAGAGGCCCAGAAGCUGCAGGUAGCCAUAACACGAAAAAGGCGAGGAAGGCUGACAAAGUUCUAGGAUAGACGAGCUAUCCUUUUUGUUUGUAAUUGUAGAUCAUACCAGGGGAUUGAUUUAUGAGAAAUGGGGGAAAUUUUGAUAUGUUAACCCUAGAAAUUUUGUAAUUUAUGAUAGAAUGAAUGUAGUAUUUUACAUCAGUUAUCUUA
This is a messenger RNA of Asparagus officinalis (garden asparagus), 1986 nucleotides long. RefSeq names its product DEAD-box ATP-dependent RNA helicase 16. The transcript has 15 exons. The record is from RefSeq and is a predicted model, not a curated record. Bases 49 to 1845 code for a protein of 598 amino acids. NCBI's taxonomy places the organism in Eukaryota, Viridiplantae, Streptophyta, Magnoliopsida, Asparagales, Asparagaceae. Gene Ontology annotation, molecular function: RNA helicase activity; ATP binding; nucleic acid binding. Gene Ontology annotation, cellular component: nucleolus.